This is a messenger RNA of Zingiber officinale, 2017 nucleotides long. RefSeq names its product bifunctional levopimaradiene synthase, chloroplastic-like. Lineage: Eukaryota; Viridiplantae; Streptophyta; Magnoliopsida; Zingiberales; Zingiberaceae. The record is from RefSeq and is a predicted model, not a curated record. The transcript has 8 exons. The coding region runs from base 55 to 1878 and encodes 607 amino acids. Gene Ontology annotation, biological process: diterpenoid biosynthetic process. Gene Ontology annotation, molecular function: magnesium ion binding; terpene synthase activity.
AAACAAACAGGAGGAGUUGAGAGGAUUAGCAAGCAUCGAGAAUUGAUCGACACGAUGUCCACCCUCUUCUCCUCCGUCUCUCUCGCCGUGCUGUCGUCCAAUCCUAGUUUCCUGAAGCCGAGCUCCUCGUCAACCAAACUGCAGCUCUUCUUCAGCCAUCAAGAUCACCUAUCCUUCAGCUUCCCGCGCAUGAUUGUUUCGCCUUCAGCUUCCACUAAUCUUACCGUUAGAACUCCUCCUCCUUCUGCCAUCGUCUCGUCUUCUGUGCCUGCCUCCAUGAGUGCUGCUGGUAUUGAUGAAGGAAAGAUGAAGAAACUCAUCUCUGCCAUUACCGGACACCUUGCAAGUUUAGGAGAUGGACUAGAAGACCUCAGCAGCUCCCCGCGGGAUGCUCUGACAAUGGUGGAUGUAAUCGAGCGGCUCGGAAUCCAAAGAUAUUUCCAAGAACAAAUCCACAAAAUCAUACACUUGAGCUACUUGCGAUGGCACGAGCAACUCGGGUUCCAUGACGACGCCGAUGCUACAUUGAUGGGAUUUCGCUUGCUCAGGCUCUUUGGCUACUAUGUCACUGCAGGGAUCCUUGACACGUUGAAAGGUCAAUUUGGAGAUCCCUCCACAUUCAAGGUCGACACCCUUGCUAAAGUUUCAAGCAUGAUCCAUUUGUUCAAAUGCUCUCAGGUGGGAUUCCCUAGUGAAUCGACCAUCAUGGCACAAGUGAAGGAGUUCGCCAGUUUUCAACUUCGUCAAGUCUUUCUAGAAGGAGACCAGUCGCUCCUUAAAGCCAACAAUCUGGACAUGGAGAUAAAAUUUGCUUUGGAAUACCCGAGGAGAUAUUUGCUUCCGAGACUGGAGUCGAGAAUCGUUAUUAACCAGCUAUGGCCUGGCUCUGGAUGUCUAAAUAAGUGCUUACAACUUGCUAAGAUCGACUUAGGGAUGCUCCAAAAGCUACAUCAACAGGAGAUCGCGUCGCUCGAGCAAUGGUGGAAGGAGCAAGAAUGCAGUAAGACAAUUCCCUUUCGAGGAGGAAUUCUGAAGAGCCAUUUUUUAGCUAGCACUUCCAUUUAUGAACCAGAAUAUUCUGCCUAUCGUGCAGCAUUUACCAAGUGCUCUGCCUUCAUCGUCACAAUCGACGACCUAAUGGAUCUUCCAGGCGUGGAUCAUCUUGACAUACUUAAGUUUAACGAAGCUGUUCAAAGGUGGGAUCCUUCUGGCUGUGACGACGUACCCAAGUUUAAAGCAAUACUUUCGAGUUUCCUAGUCACAGUGGAAGACAUGGGCGCCGAAGCAAGCAGAACUCAAGGCCGCGACGUCCUUCCCUAUUAUAAGAGGGCGUGGCAAGAACUCAUCGAGGGGUACACAGAGAAUGCCCAAUGGCGAUCGGAGAGCCGCAUUCCUAGCAUGGAGGAGUACCUAAAGGCAUCGUUGCCCAGCAUCAGCUCCACCGCCAUCGCGCUGAGCUCUCUGCUGAUGCUGCCGGAGCCCAUCUCCGACGAGGCACUGCGACUGACCGGCCCGGGCUCACGCUUCAUGCAUCUCACCAACCUCGUCUGCCGCCUCACGAACGACCUCGGCACCUUUGAGUUCGAGGCCAGAAAUGGGGAGAUUGCCUCGGCGGUGAGCUGCUACAUGAAGGAGCAUGGGUGCAGGCAGGAGGAGGCCAUGGAUGCGUUAGAGGGCAUCAUUCGGUCCUGCUGGUGUGAGCUGGAGUGGGAGUUGUUCAGGUCAAUUCGGGUGCUGCCGGAGUGCUACAGGCGCGGGAUGAUAAGCAUCACCAGGAACUCUGCGUUCGUGUACAAGAGAGGGGACUCCUACUCCCUGGCGGAUGAUAAGGAGUACGCGAUGCUCCUCAGGGAUUAUUUCUUUAAGCCUAUUCAUUGAGUGGCCGAUUGAGAAAAAGUAGACGUAUUCGUGAAGAAUCACUAAUUAAUCGUUUAAUCUUGUGUAGACUAUCAAAAUGUACACACAUUUUGUUGUAGAUGAUACGGAAAAUCACUAAUUAAUCAUUUAAUCUUGGGUA